AUGGGCCAUUGCCUACCAGAAGGCCAAAAACUUGAAAAAGUCAACAUUACCACUGAUAUCGGUUGGGUGAAUGGCUUGUACGACUCGCCUCUCGCCGUCCGUUUUGCAGACUUCGCGACUGCAUUCCCAGCUGGCAUUCAGGUUGCGUCCACCUGGAAUCGCGCUCUGAUGCGUGCUCGUGGCCUGGCUUUGGGCGUCAACAUUGCUCUUGGUCCCAUGAUGAAUGUGAGCCGCAUCGCUCAAGGCGGCCGCAAUUGGGAGGGAUUUGGUGCCGAUCCUUUCCUGACCGGCGAAUCUGCAUACGAGACAAUCGUAGGCCUGCAACAAGGUGGAGAGCACUUCCGUACCCAAGAAUCCUCAAAUGCCGAUGUCCGAACUCAACAUGCGAUUUACGCGCACCCGUUCUUGUGCAGCGUCAUGGCUGGCGUUUCGUCCGUCAUAUGCAGUAACAACCUCGUCAAUGGAAGUUACACAUGCAACAGCGACAAGAUGUUCAACAACAUCUUGAAGCGGGAGUACGGGCUUGAUAUGACUAUGCCCGGCGAUAUCACGUUUGGCUCCGGCGACUCCUACUUCCGGAGUAACUUCACAGACUAUGUGGACGACGGGUACAUCAGCAUGGCUCGCCUGGACGACAAUGACGAGGACUACCCUGCAACGAACUUCGACGCCUUCAAUCCUAAUGACGAAGUGACCAACAAGCAUGUGAAUGUACAAGCGGACUAUUACAAGUUUGUAAGGGAGAUCGGCGCAGCUGGGACGGUUCUAUUGAAGAAUUCAAACGGCGCGCUGCCAUUGAACAAGCCGAAAAAUAUGGUAUUGAUUGGAAGUGAUGCGGGUCCAAGUAAAUCCAGUCCCAACCAGUUCUCGGAUCAGGGUGGCACCCAUGGCAUCUUCAACCUUGGCGUUCCAUACGAUAUGUUGUGGGCGGGCAGAACUGGCAGAACGAUUGGAAAAAAACGUCUGGAAGGAAGGGGGCGAAAGAAGGCCGAGCCAGCGUUAACUAGUUGCAAAUCGCUGACCAGCAUCAGAGUUUGGACCCGUCGAAAAACUAUCGUUGAACGAUUCCUGUUUGGUAUAGUCUCGGACUUCUAG
Molecule: messenger RNA, 1095 nt
Organism: Suillus paluster
Lineage: Eukaryota; Fungi; Basidiomycota; Agaricomycetes; Boletales; Suillaceae
Product: glycoside hydrolase
Exons: 12
Coding region: 1-1095 (364 amino acids)
Biological process (GO): glucan catabolic process
Molecular function (GO): beta-glucosidase activity
Source: RefSeq, a predicted model, not a curated record